Callorhinchus milii (elephant shark) is the source of this 4842-nucleotide messenger RNA. It is a transcript of the gene epha2b, whose product is annotated as eph receptor A2 b. The transcript has 17 exons. NCBI's taxonomy places the organism in Eukaryota, Metazoa, Chordata, Chondrichthyes, Chimaeriformes, Callorhinchidae. The record is from RefSeq and is a predicted model, not a curated record. Gene Ontology annotation, biological process: cell surface receptor protein tyrosine kinase signaling pathway; axon guidance; protein phosphorylation. Gene Ontology annotation, cellular component: plasma membrane; neuron projection. Gene Ontology annotation, molecular function: protein binding; ATP binding; transmembrane-ephrin receptor activity. The coding region runs from base 112 to 3039 and encodes 975 amino acids.
GUGUGAGAGAGUGAGUGUGUCAGUGUGUGUGAGAGAGAGAGAGGGAGAGCUUUGUCACCAGUUCAUCUCCAGUAUUUGCUGUGGCCCCGAGAGACCAGAAGAAGACCAUCAAUGGAGCCUCAUCGCCCUCCACUCGCUCUCCUCUCUCUGCUGCUGCUCUCCGGCUUCCCCCCCGGACUGCAGUCAGACGAAGUUGCGUUGCUGGAUUUUGCCUCUGCUCACGGUGAGCUUGGCUGGCUGACCAAACCCUACGGCAAGGGGUGGGAUCUGCUCCAGAAUGUGCUGCACGACAGCCCCAUCUACAUGUACAGCGUGUGCAACGUGAUCGAGGGCGACCAGGACAACUGGCUGCGGACAAACUGGAUCUACCGCGGAGAGGCCAAGCGCAUAUUCGUGGAGCUGAAGUUCACGGCCAGAGAUUGCAACAGCUUCCCCAGCCUGGCCACCUCCUGCAAGGAGACCUUCAACCUCUUCUACGCUGAGUCCGACUUUGACUACGGCACGAACUUCCGCACCAGCCAGUUCAGGAAGAUCGACACUAUCGCCCCGGACGAGAUCACCACCAGAGAGGACAUCGAGUUGCGCAAGGUGAAGAUCAACCUGGAGGUCCGGCAGGUGGGCUCGCUGCAUAAGAAGGGCUUCUACUUGGCCUUCCAGGACGUGGGGGCCUGUGUGGCCCUCAUCUCCGUUCGUGUCUACUACAAGAAGUGCUCGGCCCUCAGCCACAACAUGGCCAUGUUCCCCGAGACCAUCGCUGGGGCCGACUCGCAGGAGCUCUCGGAGGUGGAGGGCAGCUGCGUGGCCAACGCCGUCGCUGACGGCCGUCCUAAAAUGCACUGCAACUUGGACGGGGAGUGGCUGGUGCCGGUCGGUCAGUGUCAAUGCACGGCCGGCUACGAGGUGGUGGACAGCGCCUGUGAGGAAUGCAAAGCGGGUUUCUUCAAAUCAGAGGCAGCCAACACUCCGUGCAGAGAGUGUCCCCCCAACACCCAACCCUCUAACCCGGGAUCAACCUCCUGCCCUUGUGAGGAAGGCUUCUACCGUGCGCCUGGAGACUCUUCCAGCUCCGCGUGUACCCGGCCACCGUCUGUGCCUCAGGAGCUCAGUGCUGUUGCCAUCGGCUCCACAGUGCAGUUGAGAUGGAAGCCGCCAGUGGACACGGGGGGCCGGGCCGACGUGACCUACGACGUCUUGUGCGAGCGGUGCGGGUGGGACGCGGGGAGCUGUGUGCCGUGCGAGUCCAGCGUGAGGUUCUCCCCGCGGACGGGCCUGACCGGCACCACCAUCACAGUGACAGAGCUGGAGCCACACACUAACUACACGCUCAGGGUGGAGGCCAAGAACGGGGUCUCCUUCCUCAGCUCCACCAGCAGCGUCAGCAGCCUGGACGUCAGCAUCAACCAGACCGAACCUCCCAAGAUCGACUUGAUCACUCUGGACAAGCAGGAAACCGAAAGCCUGACCCUGUCCUGGACCCUGCCCAGGCGACAGAUGAACAGCGUGACUGGCUUCGAGGUCAUGUACAGAAAGAAGGUGGAUGAGAAGAGCUACACGGUGCUGAGGUGUGAGCGAAAGGAGGUCAAGGUCUCCAACCUGCUCCCGGGGACAGUGUACGCAUUCCGGGUGCAGGUCCUGACUCCGGAAGGUGCCGGAAGCUUCAGCUCCGAGCAGGAGUUCCAGACUCUCCCAGUAGAAGCAGAGUCUAACGUGACGGUGCUGAUUGUGGGGAUGCUGGUUGGAGGAGCUAUCAUGGUGCUGUUGGUGGUGUUUGUGCUGUACAUUAGACGCAGGAAACGCAACCCUCGUGCCCGGCAAGGUCCUGAGGACAUUUACUUCACUAAAUCGGCUGAUCAACUGAAGCCUCUGAAAACCUACGUUGAUCCUCACACGUAUGAAGAUCCGAACCAGGCUGUGCUCAAGUUUGCCGACGAGAUCCACCCGUCAGCAGUCAGCAAGCAGAAGGUCAUCGGAGCUGGUGAAUUUGGGGAAGUGGUCAAAGGGGUUCUGAAGAAAGGGAGGAAGGAGAUCAGCGUGGCUAUCAAAACACUGAAAGCCGGUUACACUGAGAGCCAACGCAUCGACUUCCUGAGUGAGGCCAGCAUCAUGGGCCAGUUCAGUCACCACAAUGUCAUCCAUCUGGAGGGAGUCAUCACCAAGUACAAACCUCUGAUGAUUGUUACAGAAUACAUGGAGAAUGGGGCGCUCGACACCUACCUCCGGAAUAACGAUGAUGAAUUCUCUUCCCUCCAAUUGGUGGGAAUGCUGCGCGGGAUCUCGUCCGGGAUGAAGUACCUUUCUGACAUGAACUACGUGCACCGGGACCUGGCGGCGCGGAACAUCCUGGUCAACAGUCAGCUGGUGUGCAAGGUGUCCGACUUUGGACUGUCCCGGGUGCUGGAGGAUGAGGAUGAGGGCACGUACACAACCAGCGGAGGAAAGAUCCCCAUUCGGUGGACGGCUCCGGAGGCCAUCGCUUUCCGGAAGUUCACCUCGGCCAGUGACGUGUGGAGUUUCGGCAUCGUCAUGUGGGAGGUGAUGUCCUACGGGGAGAGACCUUACUGGGACAUGUCCAACCACGAGGUGAUGAAAUCGAUCAAUGAAGGGUUCCGGCUGCCAGCCCCCAUGGAUUGCCCGUCCGCUAUCUACCAGCUGAUGAUGCAGUGCUGGCAGCAGGAGCGUGCCAAGCGACCCAAGUUCUGCGACGUCGUCAAUAUCCUCGACAAACUGAUCCGCAACCCCGAGUCUCUGAAGAAUAUCGCCGAGUUUGACCCCCGAGUCUCGAUCCGCCUGCCCAGCACCAGCGGCACAGACGGUAUGAUCUUCCGCACGGUUAGCGAAUGGCUGGACUCCAUUAAGAUGCAGCAAUACCAGGAGAACUUCGUGACCGCGGGAUACAGCACCAUGGAGCACGUUGUCCAGCUGAGCACAGAGGAUGUAAAGAAUAUUGGGAUUCGAUUACCCGGACACCAGAAACGGAUUGCCUACAGCAUCCUCGGAUUACAGGAGCAGGCCAGCAGCCUCGGGGUGUAUAAAGCAUGAAGCUCUACUGUCCACCACAACCCAACAGGAAGAUGGCACAAAAAAAACUUCCAACAUUUCCCAAAGGACUCGCUAUACUUGAAUAAGACUUAGGAUGACUUACGUGGAGAGAGAGAGAAAGAGAGUACUUUCCAGUGGGACCUAGAGAUGUGAAGAAAUAUCUUUAAUAAUGUAGAAAGAGAAAAAAAAAAGGGAACGAAUGGAAUACAUUACCUAGUCACUCCUCUUUCCUGUGUUUGGAACUCACGGUGGACGGGUGCAGAAGAGACUGGGGCAGUGGGAGGGAGAAAGAGAAGUACUUGCAUGAUUUUAAGGCUGCUGUGUUCUCUGUUGUGACACUCGGCUGGUGCAGUGUGUGUGAGUAUGUGUGUGGGGAGAGGGAAUUCAUUCAUUCAUUAGGUGGAACUUCUAUCCAUUCCUCUUCGAGUCUGAUCAGUAAAUAGAGACUAGUCUGGGCUACAGUCCCAUCACCAGCCGCAGAGGGUGUUUAUGAUCAUCAACUUCAGUGACUUUCUCUUGUAGGCUCUCACUUCUGCUCACUUUUAUUCCCCGUCCGAUUUAAAAACUUCUGGAGGACCAACUGAUCGAUCUACAGAAUGUCUCGAUGUGAAGCGAUGAUUACUGACUGCAGUGACUCUCAGUGACGUGCGAUUACAGGCAACAAAAACAACAUCAAAGAGCCAGACUUGAUGGUUGGUGGGACGUCUCCACCAAUAACUUAUCACCUUCAUCUCGGGUGAAGUUUUAGCUCUUUUGGUGCAUAUUAAAUGCCAGUACUGAUCUGUGCGAGAUGGUAAUCCAAGCAACCCAUCCCUGGUCAAAGCGUGAACCCGCCCACGUUUCUUGCCUGCCCAAAUCCGAACGGCUUUGAUUGGAUCCCUAAUGAGUGAAUUCUGUCGUGGUGAGAGUGUUGCCAUCUUUGACGCUGGCGGCAUACAAUUGAAUUCCGCCAUGUUUGAUACUGGCUGUACAUAAUUCCUUAUACUUUUUAGUGGUAUUUCAUCCAGUUGCACCAUCUCUGAUAUUGGCAAUGGCGUUUGCUAUGAAGGUAGUUAUGGGACACAAGUUAAACCCGUGCAUUGGUGGUUGGGUUUGCUGUUGGUUAGUGUGUGAUAACGGGUGCAUUGCACUGUACUGUCGUGUGUGAGAGAUAAACCACUGGCCCAUAUGUCAACCGGCAAUGGCUGAGGAGCCAUUGGACAAUGUUCUUCCCUUCCACAAAUGAGGAGUUUGCUUUCCUCGUUCCAAGCAAAGGUGGCUUGAAAUCAAAUUGAGUUUGGUGGACGUUUAACCGGCUGGAAGUUCAGCUGCUGGACAUUGAAUGAGCAUUCUGACUGACUGCAGCAGAUAUUUCCAACAGUGGAUGAAUCCCAGGGAAAUAACAUUGAAAAUAAAUACAAUAACAACAACAAAUUAUACUUGUAUAUUGCCCUUCAAGUCAGAAAGAUGCCCCAGAGCGCUGGACAAUGCAGGCGCAGAAAAGAGUAUCAUGUACCGUACACAAUUCUAAUCUCCCAAAAUAUACUGCCAACAACAGUCUGUGUAUCAAUAGGAAGUCUCACAUCUGUCUCAUGUUCAAAGGGUCGCCUUAAUUACCCGCCCCCCACCCCCCAUCUCCCUCCCCCCCCCACCCAACACACCGAGUGCCUGUGCAGUAAUAUGCCGUGGUGUAACGGCAAGACUAGUGAUGCCAUAAACCAUAAACUAGGAAUAAAUGUGGUGAUGCUCGUUGCCUGGAUUAUUUUUGCACACAAUUGGCAUCAUACAGCGCAUUUUAUUCUCCCCCCUCCCCCCCCCCCCAAU